ACUCUAUAAUUUGGAGAAAGAAGCCAUCCAGCAAGUGAUGGAUUGGUCACCUCGGGCGUGAUUUACGAUGCACAUUGAAUGGUUUUCUCCCCUCCUCUGUGAUACAAAUUCGGCUCACGUCAUUGCUCCACUGAUGAGGGGUAUGGUAUUAUAAAGCAGCUGCAUGUACUUCCAGACACGAGUGCCGAUAUAAGAAGAGCAAGUUAUCAUCUACGACCACUGUGAUCAGUUGACAGGUCCUUUCAACUACAACAGAACAAUGUCGUCCUCUCAACAUAUCAUCGAAUCUCAUGACAUCUACCACGGUCUCCCAACAUUCAAGGAAGAAGGUCUUACCGCCAUAGUGACAGGAGCAAACGGUAUCUCAGGCACCUACAUGCUCAAAGUCCUAGGCCAACACCCUCAACGUUGGAAAAAGAUCUACGCUCUAUCUCGCCGUCCCCCUUCCGGUGACCUUCCCAAAAACGUGGAGCACAUCCCUUGCGAUUUCCUGAAGUCACCAGAGGUAAUCGCUUCCGUUCUCAAAGAGAAAAAUGUCAAGGGCGACUACGCGUUUUUCUUUGCAUACAUUCAGCCCGCGCCAAAGGAAGGACAGGGCAUCUGGGGCAAUGUGGAUGAGUUGGUCUCGAUCAACAAGUCCCUGCUCUCGAACUUCUUGGAGGCCUUGACGAUGUCAAAGUCGAUUCCUAAGGCUGUUUUACUGCAGCUAGGAGCCAAGUACUAUGGCCUCCACCUCGGUCCCGGUACACCACCUUACGAAGAAACCAACGCCAGAGUAGAGCUGGAGCCAAACUUCUACUACCCUCAAGAAGAUUAUCUGAGAGAGUGGGCCAAGAAGAACGGGUCGAAGUGGAUCACCACAAGACCCAGCCAUAUUCCUGGCGCGGUACCCGACAAUGCGAUGAAUCUGGUACUUCCACUUGCCAUCUACGCAACUGUGCAGAAACAUCUGGGUCUGCCUUUGGAAUAUCCAUCUGAUCUCAAGGCUUGGGAAACCACUGUAUCCAUCUCGUCUGCACAGAUGAACGCCUAUCUCUCCGAAUGGGCAGUUUUGACGGACUCCGCAUACAAUGAAUCCUUCAAUGCCUGCGACGACAGUGCAUUUACUUGGGCACAACUGUGGCCGCGUUUAGCAGCUCGCUUUGGAAUCGACUGGAAGGGACCAGAUCUUGAAGCCGACUUCACAGAGUCAAAGAUGCCCUAUGAACCUCCACCAAGAGGAUGGGGUCCCACUGCGACUAUGAAGUAUAAGUUUACGCUUACCGAAUGGGCUAAGAAGCCGGAAAUCCAAAAGGCGUGGAAGGAAAUCGCCGAGGCUAAUGGGUUGAGGAUGACUGAGUUUAGUGAUAUUGACCGUGUGUUUGGUUUCACGGAUGGAGCGUUGGGAUGGUCUUUCCCUUUGCACUACAGUAUGACCAAGGCCAAGGAGAUGGGAUACUUUGGAUACGUUGACUCGACCAAGUCGAUCAUCAAGACAGUCGAGGAAUUUGCGGAUUUGAAGAUGAUUCCUAAGUUGCCUUGAGAAGGAAGUCAGGUGUGUGUUGGUGGCUCCUUUUUCGAGCCACGGCGUUUAGUUUAGUUAUCAGAAUGCAAGAUGUUUUCCGCAAAG
Aureobasidium pullulans EXF-150 is the source of this 1609-nucleotide messenger RNA. RefSeq lists its product as uncharacterized. NCBI's taxonomy places the organism in Eukaryota, Fungi, Ascomycota, Dothideomycetes, Dothideales, Saccotheciaceae. The record is from RefSeq and is a predicted model, not a curated record. The transcript is spliced from 2 exons. Bases 260 to 1522 code for a protein of 420 amino acids.